Messenger RNA from Epithele typhae, 1194 nucleotides. RefSeq names its product kinase-like domain-containing protein. The record is from RefSeq and is a predicted model, not a curated record. Lineage: Eukaryota; Fungi; Basidiomycota; Agaricomycetes; Polyporales; Epitheliaceae. The coding region runs from base 1 to 1194 and encodes 397 amino acids. The transcript has 6 exons. Gene Ontology annotation, molecular function: ATP binding; protein kinase activity. Gene Ontology annotation, biological process: protein phosphorylation; spliceosomal complex assembly; regulation of mRNA processing.
AUGAUGAGCGUGGACUGCGGCUUUGCGGGCUACUUUCCCGUCCAGAUCGGACACGUCUUCGAAGACCACGACGGGGGCACAUACGAGGUCGUUCGAAAGAUCGGCUGGGCAGCCUAUUCCAACGUCUGGCUUGCGCUGUACCGAAGGGAUGGAGGCGAACGGUACGUGGUGGUCAAAGUCCUGACCAUCCUCGCGACGCGCGGAGACUCCGCCGAGCUCGCGAUCUAUCGCCGUUUCCAUGAGCUGCGAGCCUGCGAGACCCAGGACCACCCUGGAUUUUGCCAUCUGGUGGAACCGCUGGCUCUCUUUACUGCCGAAAGCAAGUACGGCCCCCACCGCUGCAUCGUGACGGCGCCGUACGGAUCGACUGUGGACGACCUCCAGACGGGGCAACUCCAUGCGCGCUUCCGAUUGCCAGUGGUGAAGCGCAUAGUGCGCCAGACGCUCCUCGCACUGGAUUUUCUGCACAGGGAGAUGAAGGUCGUGCAUGCAGAUGUCAAAGCAUCGAAUCUCUUCAUCAAGCUGAACAUCGGUCACGACGAUCUCAAGCGCUACUUGCAUGAUCACCCAUCGGAAAACCACGCUCCAGAAUACGCCAAACAGUGGGUUGGCCCAUCGGUGACCGUGAAGACCCAGCCUCUUCCGAAUGUUGGACUUGAUCCAUCGGUCGAGAACAUAGAUGUGUCUCUGGGAGAUUUUGGUGGAUCCGUGUUCCUCGAUGACCUUACCCCAGAAACAGAAAACGUUACUCCAUCCCCCCUUCGCGCACCCGAGGUGAUCCUGGCGCACCCUUGGUCGACACCAUCGGACAUCUGGUCACUAGGAUGCAUGGCGUUCGAGACCCUUACCGGCUCCUCGCUCUUCCAGUGCUCCCGCACCCCCAGGCUCAGUCAAGUGGAGGUCCACCUCGCCCGCAUCGCGGAGCACCUCGGGCCCUUCCCGCGCGACUUCCUCGACCGCUGUGCAGCCCGUGACAAGUACUUCACCCCCGACGGAGAGCUGAAGCAGGUCCCGCCGCCGCUUUCCGGCCCGCUCGAGGACUGGCUCACGAAUUUCCCGCACAUCCGGCAGGAGAUGUCGGCGCACGAGGUGGGCGCGACCGCCGCGUUUCUGCGCCGCUGCCUCGCCAUUCGUCCCGAAGAAAGGGCUACCGCAGCGGAACUCCUGGAGGACGAGUGGUUUGCGUCGGCGUGA